GGGAGGGGCGUGCAUUGUGGGUCUUGUGUUUAGUGUUUGGAAGCUGUCGGAUAGUAAAUUGUCCUGCGUGAACUUCAUUGAGAAUGGCAGUCUUCUCCUCUUCAUCAGUCACAACCCUACGGAGACACUCUCCAUUCUUCUCAGGGACAUACAGAGACUUUAAAAAGAUGAGCUAUUACGCUGUAAAGAAUGGAAGAAACUGUGGUGUUUACUCAACAUGGGAUCAUUGUAGAGACCAGGUAGAUGGAUAUUCCAAUGCCAGUUUUAAGAAGUUUGGUUCCAGAGAAGAAGCCUGUGCUUUUGUAAAUGACCGUGGUUCAAGCUCUGGUUCCAGGUCCUGGGAUGCAAGCCCAUCUUCAAGCUCUGGUUCUAGGUCCUGGGAUGCAAGCCCAUCUUCAGGCUCUGGUUCCAGGUCCUGGGAUGCAAGCCCAUCUUCAGGCUCUGGUUCCAGGUCCUGGGAUGCAAGCCCAUCUUCAAGCUCUGGACAACGAGCAGUAGUUUACACUGAUGGCUGCUGUGAGAGAAAUGGUCAGUAUGGAGCAAAAGCUGGACUUGGUGUGUUCUGGGGAGAGGACCACCCUCUUAAUACAAGUGAAGGACUUUCAGGAAGACAGACCAACCAGAGAGCAGAAAUACAAGCUGCAACCAAGGCGGUGCAACAAGCUAAAAGUCAAAAUAUAAAGAAGCUGGAAAUCCGAACCGACAGCAAGUUUACAAUAAAUGGAGCUACAAAAUGGAUUCACAAUUGGAAGAAAAAUGAUUGGACUCUAAGCACUGGAGGUCCUGUUGUCAACAAAGAAGAUUUCCAAAAUCUUGACCGUGUCUCCCGUGGCAUGGACAUCACCUGGACGCAUGUCCCUGGACAUUCGGGUGAUGCAGGGAAUGACAUGGCUGACUUGCUGGCACGACGCGGAGCAAGCAAGAGAUAUUAGUGCAGUGAAGUUCUCUUUGGAUUCUCUGAAUAAACCAAGUUUGUUCAAUCUAGGUGUGGUUAUCUUCAUUACUAAACCAAUGUAUAUAGUCUUCAUUAAGAGUUGCGGAGGUGUUUUAAACUGUUGUCCUCCAGUUAAGCACUUAAGUGUGUUAUUUAAGAUAUUGGAAGUUCUAUUUUUUUAUAUAUAAAAAAAAUACAAAUAAUUGAAAUUGCCUGAUGGUUUGGAGGGGGGGGGGUGGGGUUCCAUGUUCUAUUUUGAAUUGUAUUGCUGUUAAGUUUUUGUUCUCCAUCUUCUGUGUGAUUUGUGUAAAAUCUCAUUGUUCAAUAAAACUUUUUUGUACAUGAUUUUGUUUUUGAAUGCAAAA
Acipenser ruthenus (sterlet) is the source of this 1299-nucleotide messenger RNA. RefSeq names its product ribonuclease H1-like. The record is from RefSeq and is a predicted model, not a curated record. Lineage: Eukaryota; Metazoa; Chordata; Actinopteri; Acipenseriformes; Acipenseridae. Gene Ontology annotation, biological process: DNA replication, removal of RNA primer. The coding region runs from base 84 to 932 and encodes 282 amino acids. Gene Ontology annotation, molecular function: RNA-DNA hybrid ribonuclease activity; magnesium ion binding; nucleic acid binding. The transcript is spliced from 9 exons.